AUGGAUGGAUGAUGGAUGGAUGGAUGGAUGGAUGGAUGAUGGAUGGAUGAUGGAUGAUGGAUGAUGGAUGGAUGGGGAACAGAGGAAAUGGACAGGUGAGUGAUGGCAGGUGCCUGAGCAUGGGUGUGUGAACAGGGGCCACUGAACAGACAGACAGACGGGCAGAUGCUGGGGCCUGGCACCACCCAGGGACAGCCACGCCCAGCCCGUGUCACCCAUCCCAGUCCCUGUCACCCAUCCCAGUCCAUGUCACCCAUCCCAAUCCGUGUCACCCACCCCUGCCCGGUCCCGCGUUGCGCUGCCGCUCUCGGCCGCCAGGGGGCGUCAGUCGCGGCCGCCGCCACUCCCGCGGCGCCCCGGCAACAAGUGCCGCGCGCUGAUUGGCCGAGCGCCCGCGGGGAGCGCCGCGAUUGGUCCCCGUGCCCCCAUCCGGACUUCCCCCGGCGGGGCAGCGGCCAGAGCGCGCCGCGCGCAGAGCAGCCAAUCAGAGAGGCGUGCGCCACGGCAACAAAAGGGACAGCCAAUCAGCGUGCGCCGCGCCGCGCCGGGCCCCGCCUUCCCGCGAAAACCGCGAAAAUGCGACGGGAGGCGGGAAAGGGGAACGGGGGGCGGGGCCUGGGGCUGGGCGGCCAAUGGGGAGCGAGGGCGGGAGAGGCCGGCCCGGUGCGAUCCCGGUCCGGUCCCGGUUCCGUCUCGGUACGAUCCCGGUCCGGUCCCGGUUCCAUCCCGGUUCCAUCCCGGUACGAUCCCGGUUUGAUCCCCGUGCGAUCCCGGUCUGAUCCCCGUGUGAUCCCGGCCCGGUCCCGGUGCGAUCCCGGUCCAGUCCCGGUUCCAUACCGGUACGAUCCCGGUUUGAUCCCGGUGCGAUCCCGGUUUGAUCCCGGUUGGAUUCCAGUUCCAUCCUGGUCCUGUUCCGGUUCGAUCCCGGUUUGAUCCCGGUGCGCUCCCGGUUCCAUCCCAGUGCGCUCCCGGUUUGAUCCCGGUUCGAUCCCCGCCUGAUCCCGGUUCGAUCCCGGUCCUGUCCCGGCUCGGCUCCCCCGGGCCCAUGGAACCGGCCGAGGUGGAGUUCCUGGCCGAGAAGGAGCUGGUGACGAUCGUGCCCAACUUCAGCCUGGACCGGAUUCACCUGAUCGGGGGAGAUCUGGGUCCCUUCAACCCUGGCUUGCCAGUGGAAGUGCCCGUGUGGUUGGCCAUUAACCUGAAGCAGAGGCAGAAGUGUCGGCUCAUUCCCCCGGAAUGGAUGGAUGUUGGGAAACUGGAGGAAAUCCGGGAUCAGGAGAGGAAAGAGGACACCUUCACUCCCAUGCCCAGUCCCUACUACAUGGAGCUGACCAAGCUGCUGCUGAACUACGCCUCUGACAACAUCCCCAGAGCGGACGAGAUCCGGACGCUGGUGAAGGACACGUGGGACACGCGCGUGGCCAAGCUGCGCCUGUCCGCCGACAGCUUCGUGAGGCAGCAGGAGGCUCACGCCAAGCUGGAUAACUUAACCCUGAUGGAGAUCAACACCACCGGAACUUUCCUCACCCAGGCCUUGGAUCACAUGUACAAGCUGCGGAGGAACCUGCAGCCUGCCGAGGGCUCCCACUCCCAGGAUUUCUGACCAGGGAAAGGAUUUGGGAAGGAGCUGCUGCCUCUGGGCACCUCCCACCUCCCUGCAGGGACCUCCAGCCCCCAAAUCUGCCCUCAGAGCCGGCCAGGAAUUGCCUGAGAGCUGCUGGAGCAUCCCCAGAGCCUCAGUGCAGGCCAACCCCACCCCUGGGUUUGUUUUUUCCCUCCCUCCCCAGGGAUUUUUACUUUCCCCCCGGGUUUGUCCCCAUCCCCCUUUAGGGCACUUUUGUCCCCACCCCCCCCGUCCCAUUUUUGUCACCCCCCAAAAUCAACACCCAGCUCCCCCAAAACAUGACCUGUCCAUGUCCCCACCCCACAGGGACAUCUCGGUGUCACCUCCCACCCUCAGGGGUCCCACCCUCGUGUCCCUUCCCCUAUUCGCAGCU
Molecule: messenger RNA, 1997 nt
Organism: Taeniopygia guttata (zebra finch)
Lineage: Eukaryota; Metazoa; Chordata; Aves; Passeriformes; Estrildidae
Gene: GINS2
Product: GINS complex subunit 2
Biological process (GO): DNA replication; double-strand break repair via break-induced replication
Cellular component (GO): GINS complex; nucleus
Source: RefSeq, a predicted model, not a curated record